AUGGGUAUCAAGAGCAACGAGAUCACGAAUAUGACUGGCGAGAUCAUGGCGGUCAUCCAGGCACUCAUGUGGCUCAUCAGCACUGACGAAAAGCAGCAUGCUUACAUCUACACCGACUGCAAGGGAAUUCCAGAUUUAUGCGAUCGGGAUGCCCUGAACGGGCUAGUGGACGGCCUACCCAAACGAGCAAGAUGCCUGGAGGGGAAGAGCGAGUGGGUGGACCAGCUGCCGUUCGACAACAAGGAUACCGUGCGCGACAACGAGUACUACCAGACCGACAUGCCUAUCCACAACGAGAAGGAGAUCGACAAGAAUACGGAGUACCACCACGGCGAGCUGAGCACCGACACCUAA
Prorocentrum cordatum is the source of this 354-nucleotide messenger RNA. The record is from the annotation of a GenBank genome assembly. Lineage: Eukaryota; Dinophyceae; Prorocentrales; Prorocentraceae.